AUGGCGCCUACCACUACCCGACCACCCCGCAUUCGGGCGGCUUUAUUCGAUAUGGACGGCCUACUCAUCGACUCCGAGGACCUCUACACGAUUGUCACAAACACCAUUCUUCAACGUUACGGCCGUCCAGCACUCCCGUGGUCAAUCAAAGCGCAGCUGCAAGGGCGGCCCGGCCCCCAAGCUAGUCAAAUCUUCCACAAUUGGGCGCAAUUGCCUAUUUCCCAUGAAAAAUUCAUGGAGGAGCAGAAAGCAUUACAAACAGAGCUGUUUCCAACUACGAAGCCUCUGGAUGGUGUCAUGGACCUACUUGCCGGACUGAAGAAGCGAAAUGUGCACAUGGCGCUUGCAACCAGCAGUCAUGCGGGCAACUUCAAGCUGAAGAGUAGCCACCUAGGUGACUUGUUUCAUUAUUUUGCACCAGAACAUCAGGUUCUGGGUGAUGAUCCGCGUAUACCCCCUGGCAGGGGUAAACCCGCGCCGGAUAUCUACCUACUGGCUCUGUCCACUCUCAAUGAAACACUGGAGGCGCAAGGCCAACCACCAAUUCAACCUGAAGAAUGCCUGGUUUUUGAGGAUAGCAUUCCUGGUGUAGAAUCAGGACGCAGGGCUGGUAUGCAGGUAGUAUGGUGCCCACAUCCCGAGCUCCUAGCUGAGUUCAAGGGGCGUGAGCCUGAGGUACUUGCUGGCUUGACUGGCGAGCACAAGGAAGACGAAGAGGAGCAACUGCGAAAGACUGAAACUGAGGCUGCGCAAGGGAGAAGAAGAGUUGGAAUGCCAGGAAAGAUCAAUGAUGGAUGGGCUCGUCUCUUGCAUAGCUUGGUCGACUUUCCCUACGAAAGCUAUGGCAUGGUUGACAAUGCCAACGCGUAA
Messenger RNA from Plenodomus lingam JN3, 870 nucleotides. RefSeq lists its product as uncharacterized. Gene Ontology annotation, molecular function: phosphatase activity. The record is from RefSeq and is a predicted model, not a curated record. Lineage: Eukaryota; Fungi; Ascomycota; Dothideomycetes; Pleosporales; Leptosphaeriaceae.